AUAUCCUGUUCACGACUCUCAUAGAACCGGAGAAAUAUUUCUCGCCCCUUGGCGUUGAUUUUGUAUUCUUGUUUAUCUUGUUCAACAGAAUCUCUGAAGACCUUUUUGCCCCUCUAGGGUGGUCCGCUUUCUUUAGUAAUCUGAUCGCGGGGUCUCUUCUCCAACUACCGCCAAAAUGGUGAACAUCACAGAGAAGAUCAAAGAGAUCGAAGAUGAGAUGCGGAGGACGCAGAAGAACAAGGCGACAGAAUAUCACCUUGGUCUUCUGAAAGGAAAGCUCGCCAGAUUAAGAGCCCAACUACUGGAACCCACCGGUGGUGCAGGCUCUGGUGGCGGUGCAGGAUUCGAUGUCAGCAAGAGUGGUGAUGCACGUGUGGCACUCGUUGGUUUCCCGUCCGUGGGAAAGUCAACGUUCUUGUCCAAGAUCACCAAGACGAAGAGUGAAGUUGCUGCUUACUCGUUUACGACGCUCACAGCUAUUCCCGGCGUGUUGGAGUAUGGUGGUGCUGAGAUUCAGAUUCUUGAUCUUCCGGGUAUCAUCGAGGGUGCUGCUGAGGGUAAGGGACGAGGAAGACAGGUCAUUUCUGCGGCGAAAACAAGUGAUCUGAUUAUGAUGGUCCUGGAUGCUACGAAACGAGCUGAGCAGCGCGCCCUGUUGGAAGCUGAAUUAGAAGCUGUUGGAAUUCGACUCAAUCGGGAACCUCCGAAUAUCUACCUGAAGCCCAAGAAAGCCGGUGGCAUGAAGAUCACUUUCCAGACGCCACCGAAGAACAUCGAUGAAAAAAUGAUCUCCAACAUUCUUCGAGAUUACAAACUUCUCAACUGCGAAGUGUUGAUAAGAGAUGAAGACGCUACCGUCGAUGACCUUAUCGAUGUAAUCAUGAAGGAUCACAGGAAAUACAUUAAAUGUCUCUACGUAUACAACAAAAUCGACAGUGUGAGCAUCGACUUUCUCGACAAACUCGCUCGCGAACCACACACGAUCGUAAUGAGCUGUGAGCUCGAUCUUGGAAUCGACGACGUCGUCGAGCGCGUCUGGAAAGAACUACGACUAAUCCGAAUAUACACCAAGCGAAAAGGAGUCGACCCCGAUUUCAACGAAGCGCUCAUUGUGCGCAGCAACUCUACUAUCGAAGACGUGUGCGACCAUAUCCACCGCACACUAAAGGAGACAUUCAAGUACGCUCUGGUAUGGGGCGCUAGCGCAAGACAUAUCCCGCAGAGAGUUGGAUUGGGUCAUGUCGUGGCAGAUGAGGAUGUCGUUUCGAUAGUUGCCAAAUGAGAAAUGUGUAGAUAACGUUAUGCGGAUUAAUUCGAUCCGAGAAAUCUCGUCAUCUGUAAAGAGCUAUUCUUGAUGGUCUAAAGACGUCCGUAGAUACCAAGCAGUUAAUACGUCG
Paecilomyces variotii is the source of this 1397-nucleotide messenger RNA. RefSeq names its product putative GTP binding protein. The transcript has 10 exons. Gene Ontology annotation, molecular function: GTPase activity; GTP binding. Gene Ontology annotation, cellular component: cytoplasm. NCBI's taxonomy places the organism in Eukaryota, Fungi, Ascomycota, Eurotiomycetes, Eurotiales, Thermoascaceae. Bases 176 to 1282 code for a protein of 368 amino acids. The record is from RefSeq and is a predicted model, not a curated record. Gene Ontology annotation, biological process: cytoplasmic translation.